Tachysurus fulvidraco (yellow catfish) is the source of this 1004-nucleotide messenger RNA. RefSeq names its product claudin 15-like a (gene cldn15la). Gene Ontology annotation, molecular function: structural molecule activity. The coding region runs from base 106 to 759 and encodes 217 amino acids. NCBI's taxonomy places the organism in Eukaryota, Metazoa, Chordata, Actinopteri, Siluriformes, Bagridae. The record is from RefSeq and is a predicted model, not a curated record. Gene Ontology annotation, biological process: cell adhesion; bicellular tight junction assembly. Gene Ontology annotation, cellular component: plasma membrane; bicellular tight junction. The transcript has 5 exons.
CGGAAUAAUUCCACUCUCAGUGAUCAGGAAGGAGACAGAGAAGAACAAGGAGUUUGUUAGCUUCAUAAAGCUGCUCUUUGAUUAGAUUUUCAGUCAAACGUGAAAAUGUCGGCAGCACUGGAAAUAACCGGGUUCUUGCUCGGCGUUGCAUCGUGGUUGGUAACCGGCGCCGCAUUAGCCAACGACUACUGGAAAGUCUCAUCAUUCUCCGGGAGCGUCAUCAUCUCAAGCCGUCAGUACGAGAACCUGUGGCACGCGUGUGCCGAAGCCAGCUCCGGGAUCGCAGAAUGCAGAGACUUCGAGUCCCUGCUGGCUUUACCAGGUUUCAUCCAGGCGUGUCGAGCUCUGAUGAUCGUCUGCCUCAUCUUAGGCCUCUUCGGGAUGAUCGUGUCAAUCCUGGGCCUAAGGUGCAUUACAAUCAGGAGCUCCAGCGAUAAGGCCAAAUCUAAGAUAGCCGCCACCGGUGGCAUCCUCUUUAUCCUGGCAGGUCUUUGUUCACUGACGGCCAUCUCGUGGUACGCUGCACGCAUUGUUCAGGACUUUCAAGACCCUUUCAGUGGAGGCAUAAAGUUCGAGUUGGGGGUGGGACUGUAUAUGGGAUGGGGCGGAGCCUGUCUCUCCAUUCUGAGUGGUGCUCUUCUCCUCUGCUCCUGCAAAGGAGCAUCCUCAGGACCCAAGGGCGGUUACUACCCCAGCAGUCAAACGGCGAAGAUCCACAAACCCGUGUCGGAUUCAGAGACGGCGAGGGCUUACGUUUAAACCUCAGGAAAAAAAUACUUUUCUGUGCAUGUAGUGUUGUUACUUGUUAGUCCUCUUUUUUCUACAUAUUUUUUUAAAUAUGAAUCUGAUGAUUAAUGUGGAAUCCGAUUCGUUAAUGACGUCAAAAUAUUUUCGGGGUUUUAAGACGUGAUAUAAUUUUAUCUGUUUACUGUAAUUGACCUGUAUUGUGUUGUUUUUGUCUUGGAUUUCAAUAAAGCUGAAUAAAACGGACCAGAGAGACGUAA